UCUGUCUCGUCCCACUCACACUCUCUGUGAGAGCGCGGCGUUGACAGCCACUGGCCACUGAUCAGCCCACUUUGUCGGGGUUUGUGUCUCCAUGCAAGACUGCUGAAAGAAGCUCUGACUCUCGCGUUUUCUUUUAUUUGCAAGGCAAGCACACGCAGCCAAAACAGCGAGCCCGUCCACGGCAACAAAAAGCACAAGAAGAAGUGAAAAGCCUCCAAGUGUUUUUCUAGACUCACCAGUGUCUCACAGCUCCCUGCACAAUGUCUGGAGAGGACGCACCUGCCCAGCAGCAAAACGCCGUGGACCAGAAGCAGGAGACCAAACCAGCGGAGGAGCCCAAAGCCGACCCGCCCAAGACGGAGUCUGCUCCCGCCGGCGCCGCCGAAGCAGCGGCUACCCCCGCGGCGGCCACCGAGAAGGUCCCCGAGGAGGAGGCGUUCACCUACCGCGCUCUGGUGCUCACCGGCUACGGCGGCUAUGAUAAAGUCAAGCUGCAGGUGAAGAAAGGCAAGCCGGCGCUCAAGGCCGGCGAGGUUCUGGUGCGGGUCAAGGCUUGCGGGCUGAACUUCGCCGACUUGAUGGCCCGGCAGGGGCUGUACGACCGGCUGCCGUCCCCGCCGGUCACCCCGGGGAUGGAGUGCUCCGGGGUGGUGGAGGCUGUGGGGGAAGAAGUGACAGACAGAAAAGUCGGCGAUAAGGUGAUGGUGCUGAACCGCUUCGGGCUCUGGCAGGAGGUGGCUGUGGUGCCAGCGAGCCACACCUUCCUCAUCCCGGAGGGCAUGAGCUUCGAGGAGGCGGCAGCCCUUCCCGUCAACUACAUCACCGCCUACAUGAUGCUGUUUGACUUCGGCAACCUGCGGCCCAACCAGAGCGUCCUCAUCCAUGCUGCUGCAGGUGGUGUAGGUAUCGCUGCCACCCAGCUCUGCAAGACAGUGAAGGAUGUGACUGUGUUUGGGACUGCAUCAGCCAGCAAGCAUGAGACCAUCAGCGAGGGCGGAGUCACGCAUCCCAUCGACUAUCGCACCAAGGACUAUGUGGAGGAAGUCCGCAAGAUCAGUCCGAAGGGGCUGGACAUAAUACUGGACCCUCUCGGAGGAUCCGACACCCAUAAGGCCUAUAACCUGCUGAAGCCUAUGGGCAAACUGAUCACCUAUGGUACGGCUAACAUGCUGGCGGGCCAGAAGAAGAACCUGCUCGCCGUGGCCAAGAACUGGUACCACCAGUUCUCCAUCCACACACUCAGCCUGAUCCAGGGGAACAAGUCUGUGUGCGGCUUCCACCUGGGCUAUCUGGACGGGGAGACGGAGCUCAUCACGCAGGCCAUGACUACCAUCCUGGAUCUGUACAAGGAGGGCAAGGUCAAGCCCCGCAUCGACUCCACUUGGCAUCUUGAGCAGGUGGGCGAUGCCAUGAGAAAGAUGCAGGAGAGGAACAAUAUCGGCAAAGUGAUCCUCACCACAGAGCCAAUGCCCGAGGAGGAGAAGAAAGAGGAGCCCAAGAAGGAGGACAAGAAAGAGGACAAGAAGAAGGAUGACAAGAAGAAGGAUGACAAGAAGAAGGACGAUGCCAAGAAGGAAGAGAAGAAGGACGACAAGAAGAAGGAGGAGCCCAAGAAGGAGGAGAAGAAAGAAGAGGAGAAGAAAGAAGAGGCCAAGAAGGAAGAGAAGUGAGAGGAAGGGGUGGAUAGUCAAGCAGACCACUGGGGGGGUGUGUGUCCUGGGAGCAGGGGGGGUGUGGCGUGGGAUGGAGGGGUGGGGGGUGGGGGGGUGGAGAUGGAGAUGGAUGGUGUGGGAGGGUGGGGGUGGCGCAUAAGCAAGAAUGGGGAGGAGUUAGAGGGGUAGAUUACAAAAUUAUCACACCGCUGUCAGUCUUUCAUCUCUUCAGCUUCACCCUCUUCAGUCCACAGUGGCAGUGAUUACUCAGGCCUGGCUCCGCCCGCCCCCACCUCCACCUCCCACAUCAUUUUCUGGCCUUUAUCUAGAAUUAUUAAAAAUUCCAAUCACUUGCACCGCCUUGUCAGCUCCAAACUUUUCUCUUUGCCUCACAAGAUCAAGAAAUUCUACUCUGAGUUACAGAGAGAAGGGAGCCGUGGAGGACUGUGGGUAGGGUCCAGGCUUGGGGGCAAAUUACUGUCUCCUUGACAACCAUUAAUCCCCGCUAGCACUCACAGGCCCCACCCUCAACCCCUGUGCCCCUUCGCACCUCAACUCCCACUGUGCUAAAUUGUUCUGCUCUGACUUCCACCUGUCACCCUCCCCACCCCCCACCCCCCUAAGUCUCCCCUCACUGUGCUGAGUCCCCCACCCACCCACACCACCAACCCCCCCCCAACCUCCCCCCAACCGGCGGGCCGGACCCACAGACGGGCACAAAAGACAGGCAGACAAACGAAGAACCACACCCACCCACACGUUGCUCUCUUAGUGUCCAACGCUCAUAGUUAUGUCACUGAGAAUGAGUCAGAGAUGCCUGUGAUUGGCUCCUGCACCCCACCUCCCCUGGAGAUAUUUGCAUCAUAGUUUUGAUCAUGAUGUUUAGACAAUGGUAUUAAUGCUGCAAAGCGUUGGUUAGGUUUUAUGCAGCUCCUAUCAUAGCUCAUAUCAAUAUUCGUCAGUGGCGGGGAGAAACAGCUCCAUAAUGCAUGCAUUCCCACCAAAUUUCAGCACAGUUAAUACAGUGGCUGCAGUUUUGCACUUGCCUGAAUAUGAAUUUCCCUCAUAAUGAGCCUUUCUGUGCAGUGUUGAAUAGGGAGGCAGAAAUCAUUGCUCAGCUUCCUUCUCCUUAGUUACAGAUUUUUCUAGCUGACCAACUGUUGGCAAGAAGUGCACAGUGCCAAUUAAGAGAGAAUUUGUUUCUGUUCAAACAAGCCACAAACGCACACACACACUCACACUCACACACACAAACAUACACACUCUGAAUGUGAUGAAUGAGGCACUGUCAUGCUGAGACAGUGAAGCGUCUGAAAUGAGCAAGUUAAGAAGGUGAAUACCAGUUCUUUUUUUCCUGGGGAUCAGCCUUUUUUCCCUCUCUCCUCACUGAUCCUCCUCGAGGCAUUCCAUGGCAUUCUGCUCCUUUCACGGCGGCCGCUCGCCUGUCGAUCACCCUGACCUGAGAGAGAGGAGAAUUCAAUUCAAGCUGGCGUCCAUACUUUGCCUCCCCUCCUUCUCUCUACUCUCUCUCUCUCCCUCCUCUUUCCAUUUCCCUCUCUAUGGUCGGCAUAGCAACAGGCGUCAGGCUCGUCAGAGAUGGCACUGUGGUCUGUUUCUCUGACUCCCUCUCCCUGUGUCUCUCUUUUUCUGCCUUCCUAACUCUGUAUUUGCCAACAGUAGGAGAUGUGGACCAAUAUGUCCACAGGUGUACAGCGCAUGAAGAAUCUCAGAUGAUUAAAUGAGAAGGUCAGGCAGAUUUUAAGGUUGUUAGUGUUGUGCCACCAAACUAUUUUUUUUUUUUCAGACUGCUCUGAAAUUUUAAUCGAGUAUUGACAAUGCGUGCCGUUAGUAGUAUGCUGGCUGAAACAGCACACCACUCCCCCUAAUGGCCAGCAUGAAUUUUGCCUGGCUGGUGUCAUAUUAGAAGUCUACAAGUAUAAUCCUUAGCGUCUCAUUGCAAAUCCCACUGGGUGGACUCUAAAUCUUUAAUGUAGGUGCAAUCUUCCUUUAACCUUAGACAUUAAUCUGCCUGCCCUGCCCUGCCCUGCCUGUCUGUGAGCCUGGCCUCAGUGUUGAGACUCAGAUGGUGACUAGUGACUUUGUAUAAAACAAAAACAAAAUGUUUUAAAAAAAAAAAAGAAAGAAAAAAGUUGUUGUGUUAGCAUGAGUGGCCUCCCUCAUGUGCUGUGUGUGGUGUGCCAUUGUGUGUGAAGAUGUGUGUGUCCUCAGGUCGUUUGUCAGGUUUUAAAAGCACCACCCUCCUACCCCACCUGCGACUCCCCCCCUCCCUCCCCCCACUACUCUGCUACAGUAUUAUGUAGCUCCAACCCAUCUCCUCCCUUCUUACUCUAUCUCUUUCCCUGUCUGAUAAGAGGCCUGUGUUAUGAGGACAGUUGGUAUUAGUAUUUUGCACUCUGCUCGCUGAUCUUAAUGCACUUAUAAGCAUGGCAGUCGCACUCCAGUCCCACGCAGGCUUUGAUUCUGCUCCAGGUUUGCAGCCUGUUUCCCAUCAUCCACUCCCAGUGUAUCUGCUGAGGCUCACUGAAUGCACAGGUGGCACACGCACACACACACACACACACACACACCACACACACACACACACACACACAGACACUCACAUAGAAACACACAUACACUCAUGUAAAGGUCCCCCUCAUUUUCAGCUUGCCAGUCCCUGUCCAGGUCAACUUCUCCUGGGUGGCAGCUAAAAUCAAAGCAUUCAUCCAUCCUUGACUGUGGGAAGUAAAAUAUGGAGCAGGGGCAGAGUAAACUGGGCUGGAGUGCGACCGCCACGCUGGUGUGGGGAGUGACUGUGUCCUGUCAGCCUCUGGUUAGUGUUCUGUUCUAAUCUGCUGGGCUCCCUUUGUGAACCUGUGGACGGUGCUUCUGUUCCGAGUGCCAUGUGAGAAACAAAUGCUUCAGUAAAAAAAAAAAAAGAAAAAAAAGGAUGUUUUACUUAAUAUGUUAUUUUAAUUUACCUUUAUAUUUUUGUUCAUUUGUUUGUUUUGUUAUCCAAGGGUUUAAAGUUCAAAGCUCAUACUCUUUAUGUGGGGACCUGCCAGCCUGCACUCCUUUUAAAUGUGAUAAAGUCUUUUCUGUUGGUCUGAACCAUGUGUGCCAAAUUGUAUGUAUAUUCCUCUGUCAAUGCUUUGAAUAUUAACAGUGCAUAAAAAAAUAUGAAGAAAAUUCUGUUUUUGGAUGCAUUUCCGUCAACUUUGAAGAAAAAUGAAAACACGAAAGAGUUGUCACGUGUCUCAGAUUUGUAUCCCAAAUGCUCACGGGUGCUGACAUAAUUUUUUGCUGCAAUUUACAAAAGGUUUAACACAAUUUGUAGUUUUCGAUUGGUCGGAGUCUUGCUCAAGCGUAGGCCUGCACUGUGCCUCUCUCCUUGCACACAGCUUACCUCAGUCCGAGGCGCCUCCCUCCAUAUUUAUGUCCUUUUCACUGUGUUUUACCAGCUCUUACAUCGUGUCGACCACAACAGGUUGAUUCCUCCUACAUGUUUACAACCAUACUGUCAGUAUCACAGUGAAAAGGAACUGGACAAGGUGCAUGUAAGGUUCAAAACUCCACCAAAAGACAUAGAGAUUCACAGAAAUUGCUAAAUUCCUCCAAAUCCAAAGCUCCGUGGUGUUCCUCUCUAUGGAUUUCUGUUACUUUCAGUUUGUUUCCAAAUGGCUUGUAUAGCAAGUGAGGGAGCAGAUGUUUUCACACAGCUGCGCAGGGAUGCCAGUACUGUAACACAGCUGCACAAAACCUCCAGCUCAUUGGCUGAUCAUAGCUCAGCCCUGGCCUGCCCCAGACACAACAUUUCCGCUUUAUCAGCUGAUCUCAGUUCACCCAAGGAUUAUUAAGAGUCGUUCCUCUUUUCCUGUGCUGCAUCCGCAGAGCUUCUUGGCCAGUGCAACAGUUGCAGUCCAGCAGCAGCAGCCAGCUAGCCAAAUCUCCCUCUCCAUAUCACCCCCUUCUCUCUCCAUUCACAUUCAUAGGAAAUAAAACACUACUCUGACAUCUGGAAUUUGAAAUUGCAUGCAUUCAUCGGCAUGUGGAAAACAGAUUAUAAUUUUUUUUUCUUUCAACAUUUUCCGCUUGGUUCUUUUGAGCUAAGAUGCCUUUGAGAUGAACUCAAUCAGUGGGGCGGGUGUUUCAUGUCUGGGGUUUGGGGUUCGACUGGAUCUGUUGGUUAAACUCAAGCCCACCCCCUUUCUACUUUGGCCUGCCGCCUGAGAGCUUUUCCACCAUGGUGAAGCUGCGAUGUAUGUCAUCUUGAAAUGGUUUCCCCAGUCAUUCCAGACACUUAUGCAAGAGUACUUAGCAACUCAGAGAUGCACAGGAGAAAAACAGUGUUUCAAAGUAAAAAUACACAAGUGGUAAUUUUCUCAACAUUUGCAGUUCUAGAUUUGAUAUUACUAAUUAGCACUCGUAGUUUUAGGUUUAAAAAAUGCACUAAGACAAUGAGUGUAGUAUUUCCAAUAGUUACUCUUCUGUCUGUCUUGGCUUGUGUAGCUGAAGUCCCUCACAGGCACCCACCGUUCAGCUUUGAGGUGAAUUUCUUUCUCUUUUAUAUGGUUUCUCAGGUCAUUCCAAACAGCAGUUUUCCUCAUGUAAGAAACCACUUCAUUUUGCAUCUAGAAACAAACAAGACAUCGUUCUGUUUUGUUGAGUUCACUGCACAAACUGUCACGCUGAUCUUUCCUUCACAUCAUCCAUGUUUGAUGUAAGCUUUAGUAUUGCGAGUCAAAAAGGAGAGGCUCUGUCAGUGGGUCAUUUCCAAAUACAGAGGCCACUGUGUUAACUCAUCCACACUGAGAACCCAAACAACCACACCUGCCUGCAGCUACUGUUUCCUUUGCAGUCAUGUUAAAGGUAUUGCAAUGCAGCAACAUCACAGCAACAUUGCAGAGAUGCUAAGAAAGUACAACCUGGCUGGGCUUGUCAUGUACAGUACUAGGAUGCAUGUUUAGUCGACCAGAAAAUAAGGCAUGUGUUUAUGUACAGCUAGCCGUCUCUUUCCACAUUAGUUUAGUAGUCAUGUAGUGGUGUGGUGUCAGGGAGGGGAAUGCCCUUCUAGUUGUAUCAAGUUGCCAACUGAAGCCAAUCCACUGCCCCCUCUGUGCUACCUGACUCCCUGUCCUUACCUUCAGCAUGGGCACUGUCAUGGCCAGCUGGUACAUUCAUGAUACACCUGAACCUAUCUCUGGGAAUGCUUCAGAAACACUUCACAUCCAUCCCGCUACACACCUCCUGUUAGAGUUCAGCCACCACUGGUAAUUUUCUACAAGGCAUACCCAACAGGUUGAUUUCUAAGCUAGCACUCCUCUACACUGUCCUUCGUUGUGUUGUUUUUUUUUCCUGGUUGCAAACACUUCUUCUCGUCUCGACUUUGUUU
Molecule: messenger RNA, 7044 nt
Organism: Lates calcarifer (barramundi perch)
Lineage: Eukaryota; Metazoa; Chordata; Actinopteri; Centropomidae
Gene: vat1
Product: vesicle amine transport 1
Exons: 6
Coding region: 261-1670 (469 amino acids)
Molecular function (GO): zinc ion binding; oxidoreductase activity
Source: RefSeq, a predicted model, not a curated record